Syngnathus acus (greater pipefish) is the source of this 1023-nucleotide messenger RNA. It is a transcript of the gene guca1b, whose product is annotated as guanylate cyclase activator 1B. The transcript has 4 exons. Gene Ontology annotation, biological process: visual perception. Gene Ontology annotation, molecular function: calcium ion binding; calcium sensitive guanylate cyclase activator activity. Bases 188 to 781 code for a protein of 197 amino acids. The record is from RefSeq and is a predicted model, not a curated record. Gene Ontology annotation, cellular component: cone photoreceptor outer segment; photoreceptor inner segment. Lineage: Eukaryota; Metazoa; Chordata; Actinopteri; Syngnathiformes; Syngnathidae.
AACAACCUUUGUCUCAUCCAGAUGGGAUUCUACCACAGGACGAAGUUUCAGCGACACAGCUGGCAUGCCAUUUCUUCACAUUUUAAUUGACUGCCUUAAAAACAUUUAUGUAUUAAUAAUCGGGUCAAAGCGUUUUAUGUAAUGUAAUUCUUGCAGUCUUCUGGGUACUGCGAUAAGACUUUCCAUAAUGGGUCAGCGCCUAAGUGAGGACAGCGACCCAGACAAAGAAAUAGAUGUUGCUGAGUUGCAGGAAUGGUACAAAAAGUUUGUGGUGGAAUGCCCAAGUGGGACACUCUUUAUGCACGAGUUCAAGAGUUUUUUUGGGGUCGCCGAUAACAAAGCGGCUUCCGAUUACAUUGAAAACAUGUUUCGGGCUUUCGACAAGAACGGAGACAACACCAUUGACUUUCUCGAGUACGUUGCAGCUUUGAACUUGGUGCUUAGGGGUAAAUUGGAGCAUAAAUUGAAAUGGACGUUCAAAAUGUACGACAAAGAUGGAAGUGGGUGCAUUGAUAAAACAGAGCUUCUUGAAAUUGUGGAGUCUAUCUAUCGACUGAAGAAAGCCUGUCAUGGAGAGCUGGAUAAAGAGUGCAAUCUUCUGACCCCAGACCAAGUCGUGGAUCGGAUAUUUGAGCUGGUUGAUGAAAAUGGAGAUGGUGAACUCUCACUGGACGAGUUCAUUGAUGGCGCACGGAGGGACAAGUGGGUGAUGAAGAUGCUGCAGAUGGAUGUCAACCCUGGGGAUUGGAUCAAUGAGCAAAGACGCAGUGUGGACUUCUAAAGUCUUAUCAUGUGCACAAAGCUUUUGUGUGACAUGAACAUCAAUCCUGCUUUUUUUCACAGAUCCUGCAUGAAUGUAAAUACGGUACAACAUGCCAUCUAGCAUAAGUGUGCAUAAAAAUGUGUAUUUGAUGUGCUCAUGUUAUAAAGAAAUAUAUAUAAAUGCAUUAUAUAUUUGUAGUUGUUGAUAGGUGCUAAAGGAUGUUAUUAUACCUAAUUUGUUUGUGUUUGAAAAAAUAUUUG